Eurytemora carolleeae is the source of this 1503-nucleotide messenger RNA. RefSeq names its product surfeit locus protein 4 homolog (gene Surf4). The transcript has 7 exons. Gene Ontology annotation, biological process: Golgi organization. Gene Ontology annotation, cellular component: membrane; endoplasmic reticulum; endoplasmic reticulum-Golgi intermediate compartment. The record is from RefSeq and is a predicted model, not a curated record. NCBI's taxonomy places the organism in Eukaryota, Metazoa, Arthropoda, Copepoda, Calanoida, Temoridae.
UCCAGGGCCCACGAAUUUAGCUCAGAUUAAAGACGACAUUUUGUCAACUGCAGAAUCUUUCUUCUCUAACUUCCGGUGAGAGAGUUGUUGGAACUUGUCUGGAGUGGACACAACACAAUUGGAGCAAUGUCGGGACAAAAUGAAAUUUUGUCGAAGGCCGAAGAUGUUGCCGACAAGGUCACCCGGAGCUCUAAACACAUCCUACCCCACUUGGCCAGGUUUUGUCUCGUCUCAACCUUCUUCGAGGACGGAGUAAGAAUGUGGGUUCAGUGGUCAGAGCAGAGGGAGUACAUGGAUAUAUCUUGGGGAUGUGGUUGGUUUAUCGCCACCCUGUUCGUGUGUAUCAACCUGGUGGGUCAACUGGGUGCUGUAGCGAUGGUUCUAACCAGAUACAAGGUUGAUAUCGCCUGCGGGGUUCUUUUCUUCAUCGUUGUACUCCAGACUAUAGCGUACAGUAUCCUAUGGGAUAUCCAGUUCCUGUUCCGAAACCUUGCUCUGAUCGGGGCACUGCUCCUAGUCCUGGCGGAGUCUAGGGUUGAAGGGAAAUCUCUGUUUGCCGGAGUUCCAUCCCUAGGAGAGAACAAACCCAAGAUGUAUCUCCAGUUGGCUGGUCGUGUUCUACUAGUCUUCAUGUUCCUUACUCUUCUACGCUUCGAGGCUUCAGCAAUGCAGAUUGUGCAAAACCUGGUUGGAUCUCUCCUGAUGGUUCUGGUAGCUGUAGGAUACAAGACGAAGCUGAGUGCCCUGGUCCUGGUCACCAAAAAUGUACGGAUCUUUAAAAAAAUGUACGGAUUGGUUUAAAAAAAUGUACGGAUUGUACGGAUUUUUUAAAAAAAAAUUGUACGGAUUACCCUCUCUGUGAUUGGAGGCCUACUGAUGGUGGUAUCCCUGGGUCCAGGAGGAGUAUCUAUGGAUGAAUCUAAGAAGAAAUGGUAAAAUCUCAAGUCCUGCGUCACAAAGCAUUUAUCUCCUUCAAUGACUGUUCCUGAGUGUUGUGAAACAUAUCUCAGAUCCUUCUCAUCCAACCUUUCUCAGCUCCGGGGUCCAUGUUAGAAUAAUUCAAGGAUCAUACAUAGCUUCCUCUUCUACCCGGAGUAAGGUUUCAAGAUUUCUAAUGAAUCAGCUUUCUCUCUUUAUAAAAAUCAAAAAUUAAUUAAUGUUAAAUCAAUGUCCUUAUUUUAAUUAAAAACGUGGUUCCUUUUUUGAAAUAAUCUUCUCUUCAUUCCUUAAUUCCUACUUUACCCUUCACCGCCGUCAGAGCUUAACCCAGUUGGACGGUGUUGUCCUUGUAAGUACAGUUGCCAAUGUGAUUUAUAUGUUUACGAGCUGUGAAAAGUAAAUUUUACCAGAUGUUCUUUUAUUUUUAGGGUUUGGGUUAACUUCCAACAGAUUUAUCUUUAUUAUUUAAUAAAUGUUUUAUUGUGUGCUGACAGCCGUUUGUUAUGAAACUUGUAAUAUGUAUUUAUUAAAUGUGUUUUUAUAUUAAAACUGGUUUCUCUUUUA